AUGAAUUCGGAUGUUAAACUAAUUAUUGAUAUAAAUCCUGGGAAAACACGAACAAAUCAAAAUAGACUUUCAUUAAUCAUCAUGAAUAAGCAACUUUGUCAUUAUUCGGCUCUCUUUCAUCUUCUUCUUCUAAGUUUCUACUGUUAUGCAUCACCUAUUCCAUCCGUUGAUGAACAUCAACAUCAUGAACCAUCAGUUUUGUCAACUAAAAUUCAUGAUCAAACGGAAAUGAUCGAACCAAUAGUUGCAAAUACAAAAAUCUUAUGUGCAGUUUAUGGAAUUUGUAAUGAUGAUGACGAUGAAUAUGAUCGUUCACAAGACAUUGGUGAUGACGACACAAAAUAUAAACGUCUAUCGGCUAGUUUAUUUCAUGGCAUUCCAAAAUUUGGUAGACGGGCAUUUUCAUCAGCGUUUGCUGGUAUACCCAAAUUUGGUUAA
Messenger RNA from Rotaria sordida, 438 nucleotides. Lineage: Eukaryota; Metazoa; Rotifera; Eurotatoria; Philodinida; Philodinidae. The record is from the annotation of a GenBank genome assembly.